AUGACUGAUCCUAAAGUUAAAAAAAUUCUAAACCAGUUAUUAAAAGAUCAAGAAAAUACAUAUUGUGCAGAUUGCAAAGACGCUAAACACCCAAGGUGGAGUUCAUGGUCACUGGGUGUUUUUAUAUGUAUCAAAUGUGCUGGUGUUCAUAGAUCUUUAGGUACACAUAUCUCCAAAGUUAAAUCUGUUGAUUUGGACACUUGGAAAUUAGAAAAUAUCGAACAGUUGGUCUAUUUUAAAAAUAACAAAUUGGCCAAUGAUUAUUACGAAGGAAAAUUAUUGCACGACACAAAUAAAAAAAUGUACGUUCCCGAUGCCUCUAAAAUUGCCAGUUUUAUUAGAACUAAAUAUGAACUAAAAAAAUGGCUCGAUGAUACAGCGUUGGAGCGUAUUACAAGCGAUGACAGUGUUAAUAAUAGUAACGCUAGUAGCACCAUCUCUAAGAGUAAUACACCAAUAUAUAAAGCUGGUAACGAUAUUGAUACCAUACCAAGGUUUGCCUCUCCUUCAUCUAGUUUAUUAGAAUUGAAUUUAUCUUCAAUCCCACAAAAUAAUAAUAAUAAUAAUAAUAAUAAUAAUAAUAAUGCUAGUAGUAUUAGUAUCAAUAGUAAUAACUCUGUAUCUUCUAUACAAACCAAUAAUAAUAAUAAUAAUAACAAUAAUAAUAGGGCUGAAUUGAAAAAAUCCAUAUUAUCCUUAUAUGCUAAACAAGGUGGUAAUACUACAUCUUUUAAUAGUAACAACAAUAGUUUUACUAGAAGCUCAUUAUCAUUAAAUUCUACCAGUAAUAACACCAAUAUUAAUUCCAACAGUAAUCCAGUAUUUGCAUCUACUUCUUCAUCAAUUUAUAAUAAUACCAAUACUAAUGGAGCCGUUAAUACCAACGGUACUGUUGCUGCAGAUAAUGCUGCGCUGGAUGAUAAUGAAUUAUUUAAAAAUGUGUGGGGUUAA
This is a messenger RNA of Saccharomycodes ludwigii, 951 nucleotides long. It is a transcript of the gene AGE2, whose product is annotated as GTPase-activating protein AGE2. Gene Ontology annotation, molecular function: GTPase activator activity. Gene Ontology annotation, cellular component: Golgi apparatus. Lineage: Eukaryota; Fungi; Ascomycota; Saccharomycetes; Saccharomycodales; Saccharomycodaceae. Bases 1 to 951 code for a protein of 316 amino acids. The transcript has a single exon. The record is from RefSeq and is a predicted model, not a curated record. Gene Ontology annotation, biological process: intra-Golgi vesicle-mediated transport; endoplasmic reticulum to Golgi vesicle-mediated transport; endocytosis.